Messenger RNA from Triticum dicoccoides, 2162 nucleotides. Its product is annotated as glucan endo-1,3-beta-glucosidase 14-like. The record is from RefSeq and is a predicted model, not a curated record. The transcript has 3 exons. Gene Ontology annotation, biological process: carbohydrate metabolic process. Gene Ontology annotation, molecular function: hydrolase activity, hydrolyzing O-glycosyl compounds. Lineage: Eukaryota; Viridiplantae; Streptophyta; Magnoliopsida; Poales; Poaceae. Bases 66 to 1301 code for a protein of 411 amino acids.
UUCCUUCCCUUCCUCCUUCCGUGUCGCUCUGAAGGAGAGAGCAGACGCCAAGGAGAGAAAGAGAGAUGCGAGCAAGGGACGACGCGCCAAUGGAGAGUAGGAUGAUCGCUGCCGCCCGUCGCUUCUUCUUCUUCGACUCGUCUUCUUCCUCGCUUCUGCUCUGCCUCCUGCUCUCGCUCCUCUCAGCCAACAAUGGCAUUGUAUCGGCGGCGACGGCGCCACUCAAGUUCGGCAUCAACUACGGCCAGAUAGCGAACAACCUCCCGCACCCGGCGCAGGUGUCCGGCCUCCUCCGGUCGCUUAACGUCAACAGGGUCAAACUCUACGACGCCGACCCGGCCGUCCUCACGGCCUUCGCCGGCACAGGCGUCGAGUUCACCAUCAGUAAUGGGGAUCUCCUCAACAUGUCCGACGCCCGCAACGCGCGCGCCUGGGUGGCGCAGAACGUCCAGCCCUUCCUCCCGGACACCCGCAUCACCUGCGUCAUCCUCGGCAACGAGGUGCUCUCCGGCACCGACGCGGCCGCCAUGCAGAGCCUCCUCCCCGCCAUGCAGGCCGUGCACCAGGCGCUGGUGGACCUGGGCCUCGACGGCCAGGUGAACGUGUCGACGUCCCAGUCCGUCAACGUGCUCGCCAACAGCUACCCGCCGUCGGCUGGCGUGUUCCGGGAGGACCUCGCGCAGUACAUGCGGCCGCUGCUGGACUUCCUCGCCGAGGUCGGCUCGCCGUUCCUGAUCAACGCGUACCCGUUCUUCGCCUACAAGGCCAGCCCCGGGAGCGUGUCGCUGCCGUACGUGCUGUUCGAGCCCAACCCCGGCGCGCAUGACCCCGGUACCAACCUCACCUACGACAACAUGCUCUACGCCCAGAUCGACGCCGUGUACGCGGCCAUGGAGGCCAUGGGGCACAAGGACAUCGCCGUGCGGAUCUCCGAGACCGGGUGGCCGUCCGCGGGGGACGCCGACGAGGUGGGCGCCACUAUACAGAAUGCCGCCACCUACAAUGGGAACCUGAUGAAGAGGGUCGCGGCGGGCCAGGGGACGCCGCUCAGGCCGGAUGUGCCCGUGGACGUGCUCGUCUUCGCCCUCUUCAACGAGAACAUGAAGACCGGGCAGGCAUCCGAGAGGAACUACGGGCUGUUCUACCCCAACGGCACGUCGGUGUACGACCUCGGGUUCGGCGGGGCGUCGUUCGGCCCGUCGUCGCCGACGGCGUCGGGGUUCUCCGCUUCUUCCAAGCCGACGUUGCAGAUGCCUUUUCCGGUCGGGGUGGUUGUCCUGCUUGCAGCAUUUCUCUUGUAAUCACCAUCCACAAGUAUAUUUAGGCAUUUAGCUAUUGUGAUUGGUCACUAACCGAUAGUUCAGUUUGUGCCAACAUGCAUGGCACAUGAGAUCCGCUGACCGUACAUUGUUGUCGCACUAGGUAAUUUUAUCUUGAUUCUUGGCCAUAUCACUGUUUGUAAUUCAGCCGAUAAUGUUGCCUCUACGUAAGCCUACGUAAAACAUCUACGUAAACUUCCUAACUAACUCUUCUCUCCCCCUGAUUUUCAAAAAGGUAGGCCCCUUCCUUCCCAAUCCUCCAAUUCUAAUCCACCAGCUGGCUGAUUACGUUAAACACGUAACACAAAUUUCGUAGGUGUAGCAUUUCCGGUAAUUCAGCUGUUCUAGUUCUUUUUUCAAGGGGGAAACCAGUUUUCUUUGUGGAUAAAAAACACGUUUUUUUAGAUCACCGUACAAACGCAUGCACUCACAAGUCACAACAUGCAACACACUCAUACGCUAUGAAAGCACACAUGAAUACACUACCCCUAUGAGCACCUUCAAGAAAUUGAGCCGACAAGAUCUUGUUAUUGACGAAAUCGACACAGACAUCUCAAAGUCGACGAACAUGUCAUACAAGUGAAUGAUUUGUGCCAAAAACCUUGAAAAUAUGCGACCACAUGUGCCAAUCAUAGACUUGAAUCCUGGUGUGCUGAUAUCACCACAAGAAAUCAAACCAUGUACAUAAAGGAUUUUCAUUCAAUCGUCAUAUCAAAGUGAUACAACCGCACUGAGUGUAAAACCGUCGUCAGCAUAACUAGAUGUGCACAAACAUACUUACACGGACAAAAAAUAUAUACUGGGCAUUGUUCCAUAAUUGAAUCCCAUUGUUAAUACUACGUA